Molecule: messenger RNA, 1371 nt
Organism: Penicillium olsonii
Lineage: Eukaryota; Fungi; Ascomycota; Eurotiomycetes; Eurotiales; Aspergillaceae
Source: the annotation of a GenBank genome assembly
AUGAUCUACAGAUAUCUACUUGCCGAGAAGAAGUUUCAAAAUAUCACCAUCUUUGAGCAACGCAAUCAACCUGGUGGUGUCUGGAACUAUACUGGCGACGAAGGAAUCAACAAUGCAUCGGUGAUUCCCCGCACCAAACCAAGCCAGAAGCCUCAGCAAAAUGUCAAGGGAAACUUUGCAUCUCCUGUAUAUGACUCACUCGAAACAAAUAUUCCCAACUCGAUGAUGCAGUUCAUCGACUCUCCGUUCCCCGCCGGUACCUCGUUGUUUCCAGCACAUGGUGUUGUGAGGAGCUAUCUUCACCAAUAUGCAGAGGAGUUACUGCCGUGCAUACGUUUUCAGUCAUUGAUACUGGAUGUGGUACUGUCAACGAAACAUCCCAAGUCAAAAUGGACCGUGACUUGGCGUGAUUUGAAGGCCCAGAGCGUGUUGGUCGAGCAGUUCGAUGCUGUGGUCGUGGCCAAUGGUCAUCAUAACGAUCCAUAUAUUCCCGAGAUUGAGGGCCUUGCAGAGUGGUCUCAAUCAUUCCCGGGAUCUAUCAUUCAUUCCUCAACGUACCGGCGUGCCGCAUCUUUCGCGAACAAGAAAGUCAUUGUCGUCGGGCAUUCCGCAUCGGGAAUUGAUAUCGCAAAUCAAAUCAGCAAUGUCUCGAAACACCCACUGCUCAUUUCCGAACGGACAGCAACAGCCUUGUCGCCAGCACAAGCUGUCACUGCCAAAAGCCUCCCGGAAAUAAGUUUCCUCAACGCUAAAUAUCGCCGUGUGAAAUUCAUCAAUGGCCACGAGGAGAAAGACGUCGACCACAUUGUUUUCUGCACGGGAUACCACUUCUCCAUUCCGUUUUUGUCGACACUGCGGCCGUCCAUUGUCACGGACGGCGUGCGCCCCCACCAUUUGUACCAGCAUGUUUUCUACAGCAAAGAGCCAACUCUUGCGCUGAUAGGUUUCCCGCAGCGGAUUGUUCCAUUCCCGAUCAGUCAAGCACAAGGGGCGUGGGUGGCGCGGGUGUUUUCAGGACGAGUGUCGCUACCUUCCGAGCUUGAAAUGGAGCGGUGGAAUGUGGAGUGGGCGGCAGCACAUGGCGAAGGGCGCAGUUAUAAUAUCCUUGCUUUCCCGCUUGAUGCAGAUUAUAUCAAUUCGUUGUAUGAGUUGAGCUCGCGUGCAUCUCAGAAGGAAGGGCUGGAAAAUGAAGGACGUGGAAAGGAACCACCCUUCUGGGGGGAGAGAGAAAGAUGGACGCGGGCCAGGUUCCCGUUGAUUAAGAAGGCAUCGCAGGCUCUUGGUGAUCGGCGCGGGGAGAUCAAAACGCUGGAGCAGCUCGGAUUUGACUAUGAAAAGGAUGUUGCUCAGGAUGUCGGGGCGCGUCUCUAG